Molecule: messenger RNA, 953 nt
Organism: Sesamum indicum (sesame)
Lineage: Eukaryota; Viridiplantae; Streptophyta; Magnoliopsida; Lamiales; Pedaliaceae
Product: 5'-AMP-activated protein kinase beta-2 subunit protein
Molecular function (GO): protein binding
Source: RefSeq, a predicted model, not a curated record
CAUAAGCUUUGUAUAUAUAAGUAAAUAAAUAAAAAGUUUUUUGUAUACAUAUUCUUUUCUCUUUCACUCUUUUUGUCAUUGUCAUGAAUUCUUGGAUUUCUUCUCUUUCUUCUGAUACUCUUUUACCUCUCCCAUUCUUCAGAUGAAAUUUGGGCUGUCUGGUUUUUUGUUCAAAGAUUUGAUAUUUUCGCCGUCUGCAUUAAGUCUUGAAGAGGGGAAUUGCCUUGAGAGUUUGUUGAUUCAUAAUUGAAGCGGAAGAGCCUACUUCUGUCAGGUUUUCUGGUUUUACUAAGCUACAAUGAACCACCAGUAUGGUGCAGACCAAGAUCAAGUGAGUGUUGUUGGAUUUGAUGUUCCCGAUUCACCGGAAUCAAGUUACAAUAAUGCUUACCCCGAAAAUGAAGAUGAAGGACGAGAACCGCCUGCAUUUCCACCCCAUCUGCAGCAUACUUUAUUGAACCAUCCGACGACUACUGAUCCUUGUGCAUCCCUCCAACCACCGCAGAAUGUGACUCUAAAUCACCUUUACAUAGAGAACAGAGAACCUCCUCGGUCGGUGGUAGCACUCGGGGUCACUCAUCGUUUUCGUUCAAAAUUUGUCACUGUUGUGCUUUAUAAACCAGUUCCAAGAAGGUGAAAUAGCAGCAAGGUGGUGUUCAUGACGGCAAGGCUUAUCCUGUUCGUUCUCCAUUGUGUAUGUAUUGAUUGAUUGGAGCACUAGUAGGAAUGAGCCGAAACGCGAUUUAGCAGUGAAAAGUAUGUUUUCUUAGGCUGCUGUGGUGAAACUUGUUUAUGUUCUGUAAACUUUUAACUAUAAAGGAUUAGAAAUGUUUCCAAGAUAUAAAUUAUGUUAUAAGUGCUUUCUAAGUUUUGUAGGUCUUGUGUGCUUGAUACUGUUUUUGCCUUCACUCUUAAGAACAGUGAAGUGUCUGUAAUAUCAGCUGUUACAAAUA